AUGAAGGACUUGUUCUUGGAAUCAAAUACCAUGAUAAAUAGGGGCGGACUUGAGUCUAUCCGUAAUGUAUUGGCGCCUGCCGAGGGCGAAGAGAAAUCUAUCAUUUCUAUGGCAAAUGGUCCUCGGCUUGCUGAUUGGCUUAUCUGCCACUAUGGCCUAACCGCUAUUGCCGCGGUGCAUGCCAACGUUGAUGUCACGAACGGAAGAGGAGAAACGGCGUUACACGCCGUCAUACGGGAUGGAAAAGAGCAUACUAUACAGUCCUUGAUAAACGAUGGUGCAGAUGUUAACGCUAGCGAUCUGGACGGUAUUACACCAUUGAUGCGAGCAGCGAAAGGUUCUAUUUCCCCCAUCGACAUCGCUUGUCACCUUCUAAGCAACGACGCAAAUAUCAACACCAAAGAUAUCCGCAACAGAACAGCUUUGCACCAUGCCGCGGAGCGUGGGAAUAUUCUAUUAGUCUGGGAACUGUGCAUGAGUGGGGCAGAUAGAUAUGCUAAAAACCUCGAUGGUCUUACUCCGGACCAGUGCACUGGCCAUGGGCUUAUAGCCAGGCUGAUUAAGAGAUGGCCACAGAGGACUUUGUGA
Morchella importuna is the source of this 588-nucleotide messenger RNA. RefSeq lists its product as uncharacterized. The coding region runs from base 1 to 588 and encodes 195 amino acids. Gene Ontology annotation, molecular function: protein binding. The transcript is spliced from 2 exons. Lineage: Eukaryota; Fungi; Ascomycota; Pezizomycetes; Pezizales; Morchellaceae. The record is from RefSeq and is a predicted model, not a curated record.